Molecule: messenger RNA, 4932 nt
Organism: Biomphalaria glabrata
Lineage: Eukaryota; Metazoa; Mollusca; Gastropoda; Planorbidae
Exons: 17
Coding region: 201-2114 (637 amino acids)
Biological process (GO): regulation of apoptotic process
Source: RefSeq, a predicted model, not a curated record
CUUUACAAGUAUUUAAGUUAAGGCAUGAUGUUUAAAGUUCAAUGUUAAGUGUUUAUUGUUAAUGAUGAUGUGUAUAUAUCACAUUGAGAUGAGAUUUUAUUAGAUAAGAUAAUAUAGAACUUUUGCAUUUAUCAAAUUAUGAUUACAUCUACUAAGAUGAAACACUAUAUUUAGAUGCAAAUAUUAUAGAACGUAUUAAGAUGUCUAAAGCUGUAGUCAGUGUAGAUAAAGAGAGUAUAAAGAAAAAUUGUGAAUAUAUUAUAAGUGAAAUCGACGCUCUGGAACUUGUGGACUUUUUAGUUGAAAAUAAAGCUAUAACAUUGAAUGAUAGACAACGUAUUGUAGCUAAUCAAUCAAAGAUUAAAAGGAAUAUAGAUCUUAUCGAUUUAAUAUUGAACGACACUACUGAAAACGCCUUGCAUUUUUUCUUGCAAUCGUUAAAACUAAAAAGCAAACAUGUCCUGGAUAGACUACAAAAAACUGAUUCUCACGAUCAGGCUACAUCAGGUGCAGCUGCAGGUGGCUUGGGUGUGUUGAACCUUGGUGCAGCUGCAGGUGUCUUACGUCCGAUGAGCCUAGCUAUGAGUGCACUGGUAACAGCCAUAAGUGGUGUAAGAUCGUCACCAGUGAGUGACCAAGCACCAGAAACAGAAAAACAACAAAGGAUAGAGAACGAGUUACGACAAGAACUUGGUCAAGCAAGAAAUGCAAUACGUAUUCUUAAAGAAGGGAUAGAUAAAGCAAUGAAUGAGACACGUAUUCUUAAAGAAGAGAGAGAUAAAGCAAUGAAUGAGACACGUAUUCUUAAAGAAGAGAGAGAUAAAGCAAUGAAUGAGACACGUAUUCUUAAAGAAGAGAGAGAUAAAGCAAUGAAUGAGAUACGUAUUCUUAAAGAAGAGAGAGUACAAGAACGGGCAGUUACAAUAGAAAAACAGAGACAAGAAAAGGAGCUACAAGAUAAAUUGGUAAAAGAACAUGAAGAUGUAAUAGAAAAAAUAAGACAAGAAAACAAACAAUUACAUGAUAAAUUGGUAAAAGAACAUGAAGAUGCAAUAGAAAAACUAAGACAAGAAAAUAAACAAUUACUUGAUAAAUUGGCCAACCUUUCGACAUUUCAAAUUAAAGAAAAGUAUAGAUGGCCUGAAAAAGAAACAAUGGAAGAUCCCAGAAGAGAUGUUGAAUAUUCUAAAGAGAGAUUACCUCUUGGACAAAAUGAUAAUACAUCAAGCCACCAGAAAUGUGUUCCUGUAAAAGAUUUUUUGUUGACACAUCUACCUCCGUGUUAUCAAGAUGUUGAAAUGUUGAGCCUAAUUAAGUCUCUAGCUGAUAUAUCAGUUAAAAUUGAAGUUAAAGAUGUGGACUAUAAAAGAAAACAGUUUUGGGAUUAUUCAGCUCAAGCAUUAAUGUUACAUUCAAAGCCGAUUGAUACAAAGACAGUGCCAGGAGUUAGCUACAGUGAAGUGAAAAGUGCAUCAUUCAUGAAGCCAGGCAGCUCUUCAACGUUGAUAGAUAGCCAAAUGGAUGUGAACACUUCUGACAUCACUUCUUCAUCUCAUUUGUUGGGAAGUGGUAAAGUUGAUGAUGUAUUUAUUCGUACAGAAGCAGACUACGGUCCAUGUCCAUGUCAUAAAAAAUGUCAAGAAUGGGGAGAAAUACGAGUGUUGACGUCUGCUAAGUUAAUGUACGACGACGAUGACGCCAAACAUUUCGUCUGCACAUUUUUUUAUGACGACGAUGAACGAAUGGACCAAUUGAAAUCUGCCCGAGGUGACAGAAUAGUCCUGAGAGAUUUAAAGAAAGAUGUUUGUAUGUUUCUCUGUGUGACUUGUGAUGUCGGGCUUGUAAGAACACUUGAAGGAAUGUUGGACAAGUUUGAACAAAGUUGGGAAAACGCUUUUGACAAAUACGCCAACACUGUGAAGUGGGAAAAUGAAAGACUUACAGUCAUAGUUUUUCAUCCUAACGGAUUAAGAAAACACAUUUCACUUGGUAAAUCUUUGACUCCUAAUGUGGAGAGCUCUGAGAAAAUAAUAGAAUAUGAUAAUCCAAUCUUUAAAGGUAGUAAAGGGGCUUAUGUUUUGAUUCCAGAUUUCAAUGUGAAUGAUGAGGUUUGAACAGUAGGAUACAAGCAACCACUUUUUUAUUCUAUUAUCAUAUUUUUCAUCGUCAUCAUUUCUUUGCAUUCCUCAUGAAACAUAGAGCAUUGGGCCUCAGUAAAAACACACCAAUCUCACGGUCUCUUACUAGUAUUUAAUGGCUUCCCAGCUCUUUCCUGUCCUCUCAGCUUUAUCUAGUAUACUGCUUCGCCACGUUCUUUUUGGUCUUCCUCUACGUCUUGUUCUCUGAGGUUUCCAGUUCCACUCUAAGACCUGUCUAACUCUGUUGUUGGUAUCUUUCUAAGGGUGAGAACAAUGUUACAUUUUCACUCCAGUGGAAAAAAAAAGUACAAUUGUAUGAUAUGAAUAUAAGGAAAAUAUGUCGAAUAGAUAUUUUAAUUUUUACAUUCAAGAAACAUUUUUUUGCCUUAAAGGGUAUGGCUUCAAUGUAUUGUGACGUUUUUAUGAGCUAAUCUAUACGUUUUAAUGGUUGCUAAUAAUGAACAUUUCUAAACCCAUAACUAAGUUUAUGCAUUUGAUCCUAUCACUUCUUAAAUGUUUGAAAAAUGAAAAAUUAUUUAAAACUAAUUUUUUAUUUUAAUCUCUGGAUGGUCAAUUCUUAUGAAUACAACCUUUAUUUAUUGCUAAAAAUAUUGUUUAUAGUCAGUGGGCCAUUUUUUUUUUCAUUCUCUACCGAUGCCUCUUUGGAAAUAUUAAGAUUUAAAAAAUAUUUAUGAACUAAGAGCACUACAUGGCAUUUCUAUUUUUUCAUGUAUAUAUAUAUAUAUAUAUAUAUAUAUAUAUAUAUAUAUAUAUAUAUAUAUAUAUAUAUAUAUAUAUAUAUAUAUAUAUAUAUAUAUAUAUUGUCAACCAAGGGCAAAAACCAAGGUUAGGAAGCUACUCGUCAGGGAACUCCUGUAUGCUGAUGAUGCAGCUAUUGUGGCUGAUUCUGAUAUUCAGCUACAGUCCAUGGUUGACAAACUAUCUGCUGCUUGCCAGAAGUUCGGCUUAAACAUCAGUCAAAGCAAGACUAAGAUACUUGUCCAAAACACAAACACUGCACCUCAAGUAAGCAUUAAUGGCCAACCAAUAGAAAUUAUUGAUCACUUUUGUUACCUUGGCUCCAUCAUAUCCAACAACACUCUACUGGAUAAAGACAUAAACAACAGGAUAGCCAAGGCAAUGGCCACCAUGUCACGGUUGCAGAAAAGAGUCUGGGACAACAUAUUGCUGACUAACAGUACUAAAGCCCUAGUCUACCGGACCUGUGUGUUGAGCACCUUGCUGUACGGAAGUGAAACAUGGUCAACCUACUCAUGGCAGGAAAAAAAGCUGAAUGUCUUCCACCUCCGAUGCCUAAGGCGGAUCUUUAAAAUAAGGUGGCAAGAUAAGAUAACCAAUGAGGAAGUGCUACAUAGAGCAGGAUGCAAGGACAUCCGCUCUGUUAUCAGCAGCAGACGCCUUGGCUGGCUUGGCCACGUUCGUAGAAUGCCAGUAGGUCGACUUCCACAGGACACCCUGUAUGGCGAUCUAAUAGAAGGCAGGAGAGCCGCUGGUCGCCCACUUUUACGUUAUACGGAUGUAUGCAAACGCGACAUGAAGCUCUUCAAAAUCGACACUGGCAACUGGGAAGAGGUGGCACUGGACAGAUCCACAUGGAGAGAGAGCAUAAAGGAAGGGUCACAGAUUGCAGAUGUCAUACACAAAAGAAGCAGAAAGAAGGGUGAAAAUGCAACGGCGCCUGAUGAUUAUAUAUGCCCAACCUGCGAUCGCAGCUGUGUAUCAAGGAUUGGCCUCUUUAGUCACACAAGAAGUUGCAAAGGGAAAAGAUCGUCUCUCGAGACGUAAAAUGCCACAGAUAUAUAUAUAUAUAUAUAUAUAUAUAUAUAUAUAUAUAUAUAUAUAUAUAUAUAUAUAUAUAUAUAUAUAUAUAUAUAUAUAUAUAUAUAUAUAUAUAUCCACCUUCGUGGUUGUAGAUGAGCACAUUUCUCAUUUCCUAUUGACUCUAUAAUGGCUUAAUAGUCCAAUCCUCGCUUUAAAAAUCCGGCCGCAUAUGCGGCAUGGGUGGGUUAGGUCAGCUGCAGAUAGGCCUGCUUCUUCUCUCAGCUUUUUGUUGGUUCGGCGCUCUUUUGCCACUCUUCUUGCUUCAAAUGUUGAGACUACGAGACCCACAGCUUCAGGUCAUGAGGAGCGAUCGAGAGCUAGUGCUUCCCAGCCGUUGAUGUCGAUAUCGCAUUCCUUGAAGGAGCUCUUGAGAGUGUCUUUAUAGCGCUUGUAUUGACCUCCCUGGGAGCUCUUUCCUGCACACAACUCCCCCUACAGAAGUCCCUCGUGAAGGCGAUUGUCUGAUCAUUUCAUCUGUUACAUUUCAAUCACAUCCUUUACUAAACAGUAUUUAUAUUUUAGUCAGCGAGUCAGAUUUUUUUUUCUCAAUAUUUUUGUACUUAUUGAAUACAUUUCAUGUCAUUAUUAUUAUAUCAUAAACUAUGAUUUGUAUUUAUUUCGCGUUAACAGCUUUAACUUUUUCUCUACAUCUAGCAAGUCAUUAUACCUUAGAUAAAAUAUUUGUAUUUUAUAUUAUUUUGCGAAUGUGACUAGCAAUUAAAAGAGAGAGAGAGAGAAAGAGAGAGAGGGAGGAAGUGAAAGACAAGGAGCAAUGGAAGACUGGGCAUUUUGCUUUUUUUUUUUUUUUUUUUUUUUUUUUACAAAGCUUAUAUCAACUCAAUCUAUCCAGUAAAACGAUUAUACACCAAAAUCUCGGAUCCAGCUGAAAUUGUGCACAAUUAUUUAUUUUACCAGACAACACAUAGAAUCAAGAAAAAAAUUUAAUCAAUGA